AUGAAACCCGCAGCUGUGUCACAGUCGAUCUCUCGGCUGGCUAACAUCGACGAGGCGGCUCUGAGGAAAGCGGCCGAGACCACCGAAGUCCUGCUGGAGCACGAGAAGGAGUGGAAGCUCGGGAAAUGCAUCCUUCGCUUCCCCGAGAUCCUCCAGAAGAUCCUGGACGACCUGCUGCUGCACACGCUCUGCGACUUCCUGUACGAGCUCGCCACCACCUUCACCGAGUUCUACGACAGCUGCUACUGCGUGGAGAAGGACCGGCAGACAGGUGAAGUGGUGAAGGUGAACAUGUGGAGGAUGCUGCUCUGUGAAGCCACGGCAGCCAUCAUGGCCAAAGGUUUCGACAUCCUGGGCAUCGAGCCCGUCCACAGGAUGUGAUGUCACAGGAGGAACGAAGACGGCGAUGACGAGUUACGAUAAACUCACUCACACAUCCAAUAGAACCAAACUCACCGGACACUAGGAGUCCAUCCCAGGAAGGAAGGAAUCCUCUCGUUCAGUCCGUUCAUAAACAUGUUAUAAAGGAUCUUUUUUUUUUAUUAUCAUUAUUAAAGAGCCGAUAUGAAGCCAAA
Messenger RNA from Scomber japonicus (chub mackerel), 575 nucleotides. RefSeq names its product arginine--tRNA ligase, cytoplasmic-like. The record is from RefSeq and is a predicted model, not a curated record. NCBI's taxonomy places the organism in Eukaryota, Metazoa, Chordata, Actinopteri, Scombriformes, Scombridae. Gene Ontology annotation, biological process: arginyl-tRNA aminoacylation. The transcript is spliced from 3 exons. The coding region runs from base 1 to 381 and encodes 126 amino acids. Gene Ontology annotation, molecular function: ATP binding; arginine-tRNA ligase activity.